This is a messenger RNA of Musca domestica (house fly), 2080 nucleotides long. RefSeq names its product glucose-6-phosphate exchanger SLC37A2 (gene MFS16). Gene Ontology annotation, molecular function: glucose 6-phosphate:phosphate antiporter activity. Lineage: Eukaryota; Metazoa; Arthropoda; Insecta; Diptera; Muscidae. Gene Ontology annotation, cellular component: membrane. Bases 341 to 1894 code for a protein of 517 amino acids. The record is from RefSeq and is a predicted model, not a curated record. The transcript is spliced from 7 exons. Gene Ontology annotation, biological process: transmembrane transport.
UGUGUGAACUUCAUUGUUGGUUUGGAGAAAAAGUGGCACAAAUCACAAAUGAUUCAGUGCAUGCAUUAAAAAAACUUGUUUAUGUGUAUUUUCUUUCACGAUAAGCCUGUGCACACACAACGAAACAGUGAAUUUGUUUUCUUUGUCCUCUGCCACCACCACCAGCACUUUAUUAAUAUUUGACGUAAUAAGUGUUCUUAUCCACAGUAAAGUUCAUUUUUAACAACGGCGCGGUUCAUCGAAGUGUUGUGUUUUCUUUGUGCGAUAGCUGCUACCCCUUGAUGACCAGUGGAUAAAACUGGUUGGUAGUAAACUAUACAAACUCUUUUUCCCCGAUUCCAUGAGCCCACAUCGCACCCGUAGGAUGAGCCAUAGUUACAAUGACAUCCCAGUGGGUGUAUUGGCUGUACAAAAGUUAGCACGUAGCUGUUGUCCCCAACUACGAUGGAAAAAAGAAACAAUAUUCAAAGCGUCAACUUUUGUGUUGACCUACUUAGCCUAUACUUGUUAUCAUAUGUCCCGUAAACCGAUAUCUGUUGUCAAAUCGGUUUUGCACACAAAUUGCAGUGACACAGUAGUGCACAACACGUCAUCAAACGAUUGUGGCUAUGCACCAUUUGAUGAUUCAAAUGCUCCUGCCUUAUUUGCCGCCUUGGAUUCGGCCUUUCUGUUUUCCUAUGCCGCUGCCAUGUUUGUGUCAGGCUUUGUGGCAGAACGUGUGUCACUACGCUACUUCUUGGCAUUUGGCAUGAUCUUUUCGGGUGUCUUUUCGUAUUUGUUUGGCAUAGCCAAAACGUGGAGUAUUCAUGCAAUGUCGUAUUUUAUAUUUGUACAAGUCUGUGCUGGCAUAAGUCAAACAACGGGAUGGCCUGGUGUUGUUGCACUAAUUGGCCGUUGGUUUGGCAAAUCGAAACGUGGUUUAAUAUUUGGCAUAUGGAAUAGUCACACAUCGAUUGGCAACAUAUUGGGUACCCUUAUCGCAGCCCAGUAUGUGGAAAAGGAUUGGGCCUUGUCAUUCAUAAUGCCGGGCAUAAUAAUUGCCGUUAUUGGUUUUGUAUUGUUUCUAUUCCUUGUCGAUUGUCCCGAAAUGGUGGGAUGUAAUCCUCAGGCAUCGAGUACCGUGGUGGAUAGAUCACCGCCCAAUGAUUCGGAUAUUGAGGAUAAUGCUUAUGAUGCGGAUGUAAAUUAUCGCCCCUCGGAACGAACCCCCAUCCUUGAUCGACCCACAGCCCAUGGCAAUGCCCAUGGCGAACGACCAAUUGGCCUCAAAGAUGCCCUACUCAUACCGGGUGUUAUAGAAUUCUCACUUUGCCUAUUUUUCUCCAAAUUAGUUAGCUAUACAUUCCUUUACUGGCUGCCACUAUAUAUACAAUCUUCGAGUACGCUGGGACCUACCCUAUCGGCCGAUUUAUCCAUACUCUUUGAUGUGGGUGGUAUAUUUGGUGCUAUUGUUGCUGGUAUGAUAUCCGAUUGGUCGGGUAUGUCAGCCACAACGUGUACAGUGAUGUUAUUCCUGGCAUCACCUGUGCUUUUGGUUUAUCAAGAAUAUGGAGCCACCUCAGUAUUUGUUAGUGUAUUCUUAUUAAUGGUUGCCGGUUUUUUGGUAAAUGGACCCUACGCUUUAAUUACCACAUCUGUGAGUGCCGAGCUGGGUCAACAUAGCUCAUUGGAGGGUAAUGCCAAGGCCUUGGCCACAGUCACAGCCAUUAUAGAUGGCACUGGAUCCAUAGGUGCUGCGGUGGGUCCUCUUAUGGCCGGCAUGAUCUCCAGUGCUGGCUGGCAAAAUGUUUUCUAUAUGUUAAUUAUAUCGGAUUUCAUUGCAAUGCUUUUAUUGGUUCGAUUGGUUAAAAAGGAAUGCACAAGAGUGACCAGAUCACGAAUACGCAUAGAAUAAUUUGUAUGAUUUGUUAUUGUUUCUUGAAAAUGUAUGUGUGUGCGUGCGUCCGUAUAUGUGUGUAUAUAAACGAAUAUUUAACAACAAUGCCUUCUCAAUCAUAUCUCUGAUCUGUUUCCAACAAAAAAGUCAACAAUCACAAUUUUAAAAUUUAUAAAAAAAGAUGGAUUUUAUGACUUUAAGCCA